GUUGGUUCUAGUGGCUCGCGAUCGAAAAUUUGUGUGUCUCUGGCAAAUAUUCAAUCGAAUUUCCGCCAUUUGGCAUUCGACAGUCGUCGACAUUGGCUGCAAUUUACGCUUAAAUUGAUAAUAAAAUAAAACACAUAAAAACAAUACCAGUGAGCGCGAGUGAAAAUUAGUUUAAUGAAAAACACAUUCGACAGUGUGAACAUUCAGAUACGAUUUCUGUGAAUUUUCGUAAGCCGAGGAGAUCAUUCAAAAGAGUGGAAGGAAUGGAAAUAACCAAAUGAGAAAUUCAUUCAAUAAUUACAAUAACAUUUAAAUCCAACGGCAAAGUAAUUAAUAUUUUAUCCAGGCCAGUAAACAAAAAAAUAACUUGCAGCAAUGAUGAUGAGACCAUCCAUAAAAUGCAUUCCACAGCAUAAAUAACCCCAAGAGCUAAGCGACAGCAACAAAGUUGCAGCUGAGAAGGGAGAUCACAUAUUUUCUUAGGGAAUACAAAAAAAAAACAAAAAAAAAACAAAAAGGAGAAGAAGAAGAAAACAAAGUGCCAUGGCCAUGGAACUAAUAGAGCAGGAGCCACGCAUAGACUUUUUGCCGGGGGCCGAGGAGGAGGCAGAGUUUGAACGUUUGUAUGCCGCACCUGCAGAAAUUGUGGCAUUGCUGUCCAUCUUCUAUGGCGGCAUCAGCAUUGUGGCUGUCAUCGGGAAUACCCUGGUCAUUUGGGUGGUGGCCACCACAAGGCAAAUGCGCACCGUAACGAACAUGUACAUUGCAAAUCUGGCAUUGGCCGAUGUGAUAAUAGGACUCUUUUGCAUACCAUUUCAGUUUCAGGCGGCUCUAUUGCAGAGCUGGAAUCUGCCUUGGUUCAUGUGCAGCUUCUGUCCGUUCGUACAGGCGUUGAGCGUCAAUGUGUCGGUGUUCACAUUGACCGCAAUUGCCAUAGAUCGACAUCGUGCCAUCAUUAAUCCACUUAGGGCACGUCCUACGAAGUUCAUAUCAAAGUUCAUAAUUGCUGGAAUUUGGAUGCUGGCUCUGCUCUUUGCCGUGCCCUUUGCCAUUGCCUUUCGCGUGGAGGAGCUAACCGAAAGGUUUCGUGAAAACAAUGAGACCUUCAAUGUGACACGAAACUUUUGCAUGAACAAAAAUCUAUCGGAUGACCAGUUGCAAACAUUUCGAUAUUCUCUGGUUUUUGUCCAGUAUCUGGUUCCAUUUUGUGUCAUCAGCUUCGUUUACAUUCAAAUGGCAGUGCGAUUGUGGGGCACGAGAGCCCCAGGCAAUGCACAGGAUUCACGGGACAUAACACUGCUCAAAAACAAGAAGAAGGUCAUCAAAAUGCUGAUUAUCGUUGUGAUUAUCUUCGGUCUGUGCUGGCUACCGUUGCAGCUCUAUAAUAUACUGUAUGUGACGAUACCGGAAAUCAACGACUAUCAUUUCAUUAGCAUCGUUUGGUUCUGCUGCGAUUGGCUGGCAAUGAGCAAUAGCUGCUACAAUCCCUUUAUUUAUGGCAUCUACAAUGAGAAGUUCAAGCGAGAAUUCAAUAAGCGAUUCGCUGCCUGCUUUUGCAAGUUCCAGACGAGUCUCGACGCCCACGAGCGUACCUUCUCGAUGCACACGCGUGCCAGCUCCAUCAGGUCCACUUAUGCCAACUCCUCGAUGCGCAUACGAAGCAAUCUGUUUGGCGGCGGCGCCGGUCGUGGUGGCGGUGCCACUAACAAUGGCAUCAAAAAUGGUUUGCAUUUGCCACGAAAUGGGAUUCAAGGCGGCAACAAUGUCAGCCUGCUCUGCAGCCAGAACAACAACGGAGGAGGUGGAGCAGGAGGAGCAGGCAGCGCACACCAUCAUCAUCAUCAUCAGAGCGUGGUUACCUUUGUUGGUCCAUUGGUUCACGGUGCUCCAGGUUCAAGUAUUGGCUCUAUGCCGCCAUGGCGACGGAACAACUUCAAGCCUUUGCAUCCGAAUGUCAUCGAGUGCGAGGAUGAUAUGGCGCUCAUGGAGCUGCCAUCGAACACGCCACCCAGCGAGUAGCUAAACGGCAAAGUGGAUUCGCGGAGGGGCUGCAGGGCCAGCUGCAUUUGCGAGCAUUGCGAUGGUUCGUGCAUUCUCGGCGAGGUGGUAACCCGUGUCCACUUGCCGCUGCAGCAGGAGAGUAAGGGAUCAGCUCUAUGGGAUCAGCUCUAAGAUGGUUUUUAUACUCUUAGGGAUGGAAAGAUAUUGGUAUCUGUGAUUUUUGUCUUAAUGAAUUGUGAUUGCGAGUCCCCUGGAUAAUGAUGGCUCCAAGCGGAUUUGUGUUGAUUGUGUGGGUGAGUGUGGGUGGGGCCUGUACAGUAUUAUAAUUAUGGAAAACUUGUCAACUACAGCUAAAAUUUACGUUCCUUAAAGCACAACAUAUACAAACAUUAUGUAGACUUUGCUUAAAAACGAUAUCGAUUGUUUAUUACUUUAAAGCUUUCACCAAAUCAAAUUUGAAAUGAAAUACGUACCAACUAAUUAUGUAAACAGAGCUCGCAAAUAAGACUCAA
Molecule: messenger RNA, 2513 nt
Organism: Drosophila obscura
Lineage: Eukaryota; Metazoa; Arthropoda; Insecta; Diptera; Drosophilidae
Product: RYamide receptor
Exons: 8
Coding region: 544-2019 (491 amino acids)
Biological process (GO): G protein-coupled receptor signaling pathway
Cellular component (GO): membrane
Molecular function (GO): neuropeptide Y receptor activity
Source: RefSeq, a predicted model, not a curated record